AUGGUGGUGGUGGCUGGUGGUAACGUUGGUGUGGUGGUGGUUGCAGAUCACGGGCUCGAUGAGGCAGAGGGCGCGGCUUACCACCACCACCACAGCCAUCACCAACAGCAUCAUCAUCGGCAUCAUCAACGUCAUCAUCAUCAUCCACCAUCCGUUCCUCCUCCUCACCAUCACCAUCAUCAGGCACGACAGGAAGACGAGCAUCAAGACCAGUCGACAACGACCAGCACAGGUGGAUCCACGGGUACCAAUGCCCCUGGGACCAGCAGCAAGUACCAGAGAACGGCGGACUUUAGGCAACAGAAACUGAUACGUGAUCAUCAUCAACAGCACGGUUACAGGUGUCCGCUUUGUUGUAGGACCCUACAGGACAUCAGCACGAUGAGGGCUCACUUGGAGCAUCAUUAUCCCCGCGACUCGCCCACCUGUCCCGUAGCAUCGUGCGCGAAAACUUUCUCCCAUCCGAACAGCGUGCGGAACCACAUGCGUCUGAAGCAUCCCGUACAGUGGGAUCAGAUCAAGACGCUCAGAUGGACCUACGUCUGAUAAAGUGGCAUACAAAAGAACGGGAUUAUCCGGGCAUAUACGAUCGCGGUGUCCAUCCUAUCCCCCUGUUCUGGCUGACCUUCGAGGCAAUGUUCGGAUAUUCGUGUGUUCUACCCCCUACCCCCUCUCCAUCC
Molecule: messenger RNA, 680 nt
Organism: Dufourea novaeangliae
Lineage: Eukaryota; Metazoa; Arthropoda; Insecta; Hymenoptera; Halictidae
Product: zinc finger protein squeeze-like
Exons: 1
Coding region: 1-546 (181 amino acids)
Source: RefSeq, a predicted model, not a curated record